AUGGAUGGAUUCGAGGCUACCCAACGCAUCCGCGCCAUGGAAGCUGACGCCCAGCCGCUGGGCUCGCCGCGUGGCACGCGGCCUAUCGUGGCUCUCACCGCCUCCGCGACCAAGGAGUAUGCACGCCGGUGCCUCGAAGCGGGAAUGUCGGACGUGUUGUUCAAGCCGGUCCGUCGCGAGGCCCUGGCGGCGGCCCUUCGCAAAUGGGGCACGACCGUCGCGGUGUCGGCGCCUCGCCCGCAACCCUGA
Molecule: messenger RNA, 249 nt
Organism: Acanthamoeba castellanii str. Neff
Lineage: Eukaryota; Discosea; Longamoebia; Acanthamoebidae
Product: sensor/response regulator hybrid protein
Exons: 2
Coding region: 1-249 (82 amino acids)
Biological process (GO): phosphorelay signal transduction system
Source: RefSeq, a predicted model, not a curated record